AUUAAUAACAAAAAACUCGACGAACGCCAAAGGUUAGGUAUAAAUUUUAAUGAAUUCAGGUCGGUUCAGAAAUUAUUUAAAACAGGACAAAAUAAAAAUGCGUUUUUUCAUCCUAUUGUUAUUUGCUAUUUGUGUUUCUGCUAAAAUUAAUCCGAAAGCUCUGACCGAGUCCAUGGGACAGGAGGUUAUAGAAAUCGGAGCACCCAUUAAAGAUUUAGAGGAGGAGCCGUCGGCUGAGAAUGAAGAUGAUAAAACUACAACUACCAUCCAAGUGGCGACCACCAAAGAGACCAGGAGAGUCAAGACAUACGGACGUCGGAACACAGAAACAAAUGAUUUAGAAGACGAAAAAGAAAUCGGUAUAUACGGAGAUCGUCAUGAUAACAAAACUGUUGGUGAUGGUGAUGGGACUGUUGACAAUACAACGCUGAAUAUAACUCAAGAUGUCGCCAGAGCUGGCACCAGAAAGAAGAAAUCUAAAACCAAACAAAUCUUCAAAUUCCAACCUAACCCAAACGACCCAGAAGAUAUCGCCAGAUUUAGAACAUCCCAGGACUAUUGGCACUGCGACAUGCUCAAAUUGACUGGCACGAUGGCAACACAACCUGAUGGAAGAAUCGAAGAGAAAAAUUCCUGCGGAAUAUCCAAGGAGUUUAUUCCAUUAUUAUUACUUUGUAUUAUAAUUUAUAUAUAAUAAAAGAUAAUU
Danaus plexippus (monarch butterfly) is the source of this 706-nucleotide messenger RNA. RefSeq lists its product as uncharacterized. The record is from RefSeq and is a predicted model, not a curated record. The transcript is spliced from 6 exons. NCBI's taxonomy places the organism in Eukaryota, Metazoa, Arthropoda, Insecta, Lepidoptera, Nymphalidae. Bases 50 to 694 code for a protein of 214 amino acids.